AUGAAUGCGAGUGGAUGGCUUGCUGCUAACAAGUGGAGGUGGAUGUUUUGAAACUUUUAGUUUGUGCAAUGCGAAGAACAACAAACGAAGGAGCUGUUAAAUGGUAACAGGUACAGUAUGAGAGACUACCGGUUUUCUAUUUCAAGUGUGGACGAAUAGGUCAUCAACAGACAAGCUGUGAGAAAUUCCGGGGUGGUGGUUUUCUAGGAGCCUAGGACAAAUGAUCAACAUGCUGGAAAGCCAAAAAGCAAUGGUGGGGGCAGCCUUCAAAGGCUAUGGGAGUUGGCUAAAAGUGGAGAUGACCGAAGAAGAACAGAAAACGUUGGAUGCGGAUAAUACUGCAAAAGAGUUCAGAGAAGCGUGGAUGAAAAGUCUGGAUUUGCCUAUGCAUGAACAGAUUGAACAGGGCCAAUCGUCUACAUCAAAGCAAUACCAGCUUAUGGUUGUGAAGAUUGGGAACACAAUGCUUAUGGGAUCCAUGGAAGGGGUUAGUAGCACUCGUCGAGAGCUGUUCGCCGGUGAUACAAGUAAUCCGACGAGGCAAAUCAGAUCACUAGAAAUACUGUGUGGUGCAAGUUUCGUAGUCUUCUUUUCACCGAUCAAGUCUAGAGGCCGUAGGGACGAAGAGGGUGAGGCGGACUGUCAAACGUGGCAACUGGACGGAUAGGGUGACUUUGGGAAAGGACAAAUGUUUAUUGUAGUUCUGGAAAAAGGGAAACAAGGCCAAUUAACCAGGUCUACAUGUACAAUCAAGGAAAUAGAGGGGUAAAAAGUUUUUAACUAGAUCCAAACACAGCUAAUGGAGAUAGAGGAUCGAGGAAAAAGGAAGGAAAUUAACCAAGAAGUCAACGAUGAAGGUAAGUGUCUCGAGGGAACUACUAGUUAGGAAAGGAACACUGGAGGUGAUCCAAUGUGAGUUAUACAGGCGAACAUGCAUAUAGAGAGUGGUUUGGGUACAUGGAGCAAACAACAAGUUACAAACCAAAGAAUGGAAACAUCAGUGGAUCUGAGUGUGGAUAUGAGGCAGGCUUGAAAGAGAAGCAGAGAGGGCACGAAUGUGCAAGACACACAAGACUUGGCUGGUAGGGCGGACCAAAAGCGACUUAAAGAAAAGGAGACUGCGCUAGUGGAAAUUGAAUUUGUGCCAGGCUCCCAGGUAUGUCGUGUGGAUAAACGUACAUGUAAAGCCAUUGAAAUCGCCAAUAUUCUUGGAGGGAGGGCCUACACAGAUAUGUCCGAAAGUGACCCCAUCGAAACCAGUUCGCUGAUGGAAGUGGAGAAUGAAGAAGAGGUGCAUACGAAUAGCAAAGAUGUUGUGCAGAACAAGGAAGCGGAGGUGAUUCAUACAUCUUAAAAGCAAACAUAGCUGAAGGUGGGGAGAUUGUGGAAUUGUUGAAGUAGUAUGAGGAUGUGUCGGGUUAAAAGGUUGCGCCCCACUUUGAUCCAAAAGCUUUCUCAUUCUCUUUUAAGAUAUGGAGCAAGCAUGUCUCUUGUCAAAUUGCUACCAGCAUAGAGUCCUGUCAGAACGGGAAGUUCUUGACUUGCGUUUUCUUACAUUUGGAGAAUUCUUUCUCGCUUCCUUUGUCAACUGCACUUAGUGUCCAGAUGCCUUUAAAUGAUCAUCAUAGGAGGACUAACGCAAUUUUUUUCUAAGUUUGGUUUUGGACCUAUUUUGCACUUAUACAAUGAACAACCAACACAACUUCGGCUUGAAAUAUUUGCCGAAACAUCUUCCGGGGGCUGAAGUCUGCAAUAAACACAUGAAAAUUUCAUAUACAGUGAUUAGUAGAUAAAUUCCACCAAGCCAUGUGGACUAGGUAGUUCAUUGCUAUAUCUUUUUCAUUGCUCCUUAUUAGCACUGGAAUAGCAAGGCAAGAUACUGAGUACCUGAAAAAGCUGUCAAGAAAUUCUACAUAGAAUAAAAUGAGAUAGCAGUUCAAUUUUCUGGACUACUCGCUUCAAAGUGCUCUUGAAUCAAGUGUCCAUCAGUCUAUCAUUGGCAGAUGUAUUUUUAUCUUCAAAUGAGUUUUUGGAUUGUCAGUAAGAUGUACUACAGCAUGCAUCCCUCCUUUCCAUCUUUACCUGGUUACAUUCUUGGAGUUCUGGUAUUAGAGUUUUUUGGCAAUAAGGCUUUGAAGCCUGUCCAUGAGGAAGAUGUUUAUUUGAUCUGAGGCAUAUCACAAGUCAAGUUAGCAGCGGAUCUGGCUUGAGAGCUGUCUAUAUUCUAUAGUAACUCUGAAGUCUCUUGUUUAUAAAAUAAUUUUCAACUGGAAUGUCAGAUAUUUCGUCCAUCUAUCCCUUAUUUUUUAUGUGAAUAAGGGGCACCAGUUUUUGAAAGCUUGUUUGGUGUUGUCAAGGUACAAUGGACCGGUACAAGAUAAUUAAAGAAGUUGGUGAUGGCACAUUUGGGAGUGUCUGGCGAGCCAUAAAUAAGCAGACCGGUGAAAUUGUUGCAAUUAAAAAAAUGAAAAGAAAAUAUUAUUCUUGGGAGGAAUGCAUAAAUCUGAGGGAAGUGAAGUCAUUGCGGAAGAUGAACCAUCCCAAUAUUGUGAAGCUCAAGGAAGUCAUUAGAGAAAAUGAUGUCUUGUACUUUGUGUUUGAAUACAUGGAAUGCAACCUGUACCAGCUUAUGAAAGACAGGGGAAAUCUUUUCUCAGAAUCUGAAGUGAGGAACUGGUGCUUUCAAGUGUUUCAAGCUCUUGCUUAUAUGCACCACUGUGGUUAUUUUCAUCGUGACCUAAAGCCUGAGAACUUGCUUGUUACAAAAGACAUGAUCAAAAUUGCUGAUUUUGGUCUUGCUCGGGAAAUUUGUUCUCAGCCACCUUAUACAGAAUAUGUCUCAACUCGUUGGUACCGAGCCCCUGAAAUUCUUCUGCAAUCAACUACAUAUGGUGCUGCAGUUGAUAUGUGGGCUAUGGGUGCUAUCAUGGCUGAAUUGUUUACUCUCCGUCCUCUUUUUCCUGGCUCAAGUGAAGCAGAUGAAAUCUAUAAAAUAUGCAGUGUGAUAGGGAGUCCUAAUCAGAAUUCAUGGGCUGAAGGGCUUCAACUUGCAAAUCUGAUCAAAUAUCAAUUUCCACAGUUUCCAAGUGUCUAUCUUUCUGCUUUGAUACCGUCCGCUAGUGAAAAUGGGAUCAACCUCAUAAAGGCACUUUGUUCAUGGGAUCCCAGCAAGAGGCCAACAGCUGCAGAGGCCCUUCGGCAUCCUUUUUUCCAGAGCUGCUUCUAUGUUCCACCAUCCCUUCGACCAAGGGUUGCAACCCCUAGGACACCUCCCUCUGGUUCAUGUCCCUCUUGCUUUUUUCUUUUUUCCUUUUGCCAAAUUUUUCUUUUUGUUUACAAAAACAUCUUUUCUUCUAUACUUGGACGCCUAAUCCUGUACAUUCUUGUAGUUGGAUUAAGGGGUAGUCUGGAGCAGAAGAGUGCUAGAAGAUAUUCUGGAACCUUAUCUAAUGCCAAGCCUAUAACGAACUUCUCUUCUGCAAAAAUGCAUGCUUCAUUAAGCACAGGUGUGCAAAGAAAGCUGGAAAUGGGUAAUUUGGAUGCCAAUAAGAACGACAAUUCUGCAAAAAGUGGUGCUAAACAGCCAAGAUACCGACCACCAGUCAGGAACAGUACAACUUCCAUCUACACAGGAAAGACUGGAGGUGGAGUUUCUGAUUCAGCUGAGAAGUUGGCGCAGAUGACAAUUGGUUCAGGCAGGCAGAUUGUUAGAGAGCCACCGCCACAACUGCCUAUGAAGGCGGGAGGGUGGCAUAGCCACUCUGAGUUCCUUGGACGACCACACGAGAUUCCUUCUGGCAGAAAUUAUUCCUAGGUUGCUGGAUAGGAAAAAGAACUGUUCGGAAGCUGAAGCUUUUACUAUGUGCUGAACUUUGCUUUACGUUUCUCUGUUAUAUUUUCUUUUUUUCUAUGUUCUUGUUUGCGAGUUGAACUUUGCCCUAAUAAGAGUGUAAGACACCCAUGUGUGAUAGACACAUUCGUGAUUGUACGGUUAAUAUUCCCUGGUAUUCCAGCGCCGUCCCAAUAUGUUUGGUUACAGUGCAAUUUUAUUUGUAUUAGUACAAAUGUAUGGGAGUGUAAAUGAAAAGAAUGCAAAAUUAUGUA
This is a messenger RNA of Nelumbo nucifera (sacred lotus), 4104 nucleotides long. Lineage: Eukaryota; Viridiplantae; Streptophyta; Magnoliopsida; Proteales; Nelumbonaceae. The record is from RefSeq and is a predicted model, not a curated record.